Messenger RNA from Lodderomyces beijingensis, 588 nucleotides. NCBI's taxonomy places the organism in Eukaryota, Fungi, Ascomycota, Pichiomycetes, Serinales, Debaryomycetaceae. The record is from the annotation of a GenBank genome assembly.
AUGAAAAUCAUCACCCAGGAGGAAAAGAACGAGCACAGACAGUAUGUCCUCAUGCAAGGAUUGAAAGGAUGCUUAGCUGGAGCUGCAGUCGGGGUCGGCUUGCUACAGUUGCUAAGGUACAAGAGACCAGUCAAGUUCCACCAAAUGAGCAUAUCCGUCAAGGCUGCCAUUUUCUCGAUGCCCACCAUCGGUCUUGGUGCCUUUGUUGCAGAUCAAGGCUCCGUUAAAUUCGAUGAGCAAAAGUAUCGUUCGGGCUACUUGAAACAAGUCGAGGAUGAACAGCAGGCAACUUAUGACAAGUUGUCGAGCAUGGAUAAGAUUUUGCAUCGCUUGAAUGAAAACAAGUACAAGCUUGUCGUUGGUGCGUGGGCUGCGUCAUUGUACGGGGCUUGGACCCUUGUCAAUAGAGACCGCUACAUGACAAGAACCCAGAAAUUGGUGCAGGCUAGGGUAUACGCGCAGGGAAUCACAGUGGUGUUGCUCUUAGGAACGAUCUUGUUGAGUAUGCAUGAGGAAGAGCUUAAGAAAUCCCAACCUCAGCCUGUGCCCGAAUGGAAGAAACAUCUCCAAGAACAAGGAAAGAUAUGA